Cooperia oncophora is the source of this 999-nucleotide messenger RNA. Lineage: Eukaryota; Metazoa; Nematoda; Chromadorea; Rhabditida; Trichostrongylidae. The record is from the annotation of a GenBank genome assembly.
AUGUUUACAUUGCUGGCAAGCCUCCAGGUCAGCGUACAUCCAAAGAUCAACCACAUCACAGAAAACGUAAUUCAAUGCUCAAAAGGAGGGGUGACCAUACAACUGCUGCAAACACAAGAUAGACUACAGGUUUGCGCUAAUGAGUACUGUGUAGAAAUAGACCAACCUUAUGAAAACGUCAGAGUGCAGUUUCCUGCAGAAGUUACAAUUCAUUUUUAUCACGUAAUGGUCAAAACAUUGCUUGGAAAUUCCACACAAACAUUCCAUUGGGCUUGCUCCCCAAGCCCAUUCUGUGAACAGAUCACCUGUACCUCUGAUCACUUCCGGAAUGUUGGCCACGUUUGCCUUGCUUUCCACGGUGCCAGGAAACUAUGCAGAUGCUGCACAAAUAUAGGGAGCAGACUCUUCAUUUCACAGAAACUGUGUUUUUCACAAAGGCAUUUCCAACGACGUCACUCGAACGAAUACGUACCCUUGGUUGAAGUCAACAGUGACAGUAACAGAAAACGGAGAACCUCUACUUUCACUUGGCUAUUAGCGAUAAGUACCAUCGCCCAAACAGCCGAAGGAUGUCAACAGGUCGCACUUGUCCAGUCUUACAUCAACCAGUGCAGUUCAAUGGCUCAUAACUGUACCAGUACCACAACUGUCAACGCCAAAUUCAACUCCAUGCAAUCGGAAUUGUGUUUACAGGUCACGCAUGACACUCUUCAAGUGCAACUGAUGAAAAUUACUGUAGAAGAAGUUGUCCUACGAUGUCAAAAGGAGACACUCUAUUUCACUCAAAUUACAGAAACUCGAGUUCAAUCCCGCAAAAGGUGCCCACAUAUGGGGACCUGUAGAGGACCGAAAUCUGCUAGCAUUUCAACGGAUAGUCUUGUCGAGGAACUCGACGUCGCUAAUAAUUUUGCAGGACUUACCUACUGCUCUGAGUCCUGUGGAGGAUGGGGAUGUUUCUGUGGUUUUCCGUCCUCAGGAUGCCUGUUUUAUAGGAUUUAA